CGUUAGACAUACCUAUAUAUUUCGUCAUGCCACCAAGUAUUAUCUUACAUUCUUAUUAAUCGACGCUAAGUCUUCAGCUGGGCAAUAUGCGUUAACUGAUUACAAUACAUAUUUAUUAUUCUGUGCGAUAAUUUUUACUAUUAUUAUUCAAUUAGAUACAACUUAAUUGUAUAGGGAUAUAUUAUUCUGAUUCUGAUAACUAAAAUGAUAUUUUUUUAAUUCUUUUUUGGAUUACUAAUUAUCAAUUUUCUUUAUUUCAAUUUCUCAUAUUAUUAUUAUAAUUAAAUUAUUUAAUGUUUAAUUGCAUUUAUAUUUUAUUUAAAAUUGUUUAGUUUACUUAUUAUUUAUUGAAUACUAGAAAAAGUAUAUUGCAGUAAGUGAUUAUGGAGUGCAGUUUAGCAUCAACUUAUGCCAAUGGUACAACUAAACCAUCAAAAUCAAUAUCUGAAAAUAGAAGUCCUGCAAAAUCAGGUCUUCAUGUGAAUUUUACAGAAAAAGUUGAAGUUAAGGAAAAACGUGAAAAGUUUUUGACAGCUAAAUAUGGUGCUCAUCAGAUGAGUUUGAUUAGAAAACGGUUAAAUGUUGAAAUGUGGCUCUUAGAAGAACUUCAAAAACUUUAUGACCUGCCAAUAAGGGAUCCUGCUGUAGAAGGUAUAGAGUGCGAAGUUGAAAUUGACAUUGAUGAUUUAUUAGACAUGGAAAAUGAUUGUCAGCGUACACAAUUUCUUCAAGAGCUGCUAUCAAAUGCAAAGUCUAAAGAAAAUGUUAAAGUAUUUAUUGAUAGAUUAUUGGAAAAAAUAAAAACAUUGUAGAUGCAUUUUGGGUGGAUUGAAUCACAGAUCCGUCCAAUAUAAGCUUGUAACUGCCAAACCAAAUCUGUCGCAUCUUACCAAUUAUGUAGUAGCCUUAAUUACAACUUCGAGAGUAAGCUCAUUUGUAGACUAAUUACCGUCCAGAUAUAGAAUAUUUUAGAACUUAUUUUAUUUAUUUUUAACACUAAUCGAUCAUUGUUUAUUUUUUUAUUUGAUCUGUUACUUGCCUAUUUAUUAUUUGUUCAAUUUGGUUUUUUUAUUAUUUUUCCUUUAUAAAUUUUAAUUGAUAGUUUAAAUACUACACAUUAGUUCAUUGUUAAUAGUUUAUGCCUUAUAAUUGAGAAUUAUUGUUUUUAUUAAACUCUCAGUUUUUAAGACUGACUCAUCUUUAUAAUUAUCCUUUAUUUUAAAAUUUAAAAUUAAGUAAAUAAAUUUUAUAGUAACAUUUAAUUUAUAGUAUGUUUUAUGUAUAAUAAAUUCUUAUAUAUUCAUUUUUUAAA
Molecule: messenger RNA, 1312 nt
Organism: Daktulosphaira vitifoliae (grape phylloxera)
Lineage: Eukaryota; Metazoa; Arthropoda; Insecta; Hemiptera; Phylloxeridae
Product: protein phosphatase 1 regulatory subunit 14B
Exons: 5
Coding region: 384-812 (142 amino acids)
Biological process (GO): regulation of phosphorylation
Cellular component (GO): cytoplasm
Molecular function (GO): protein serine/threonine phosphatase inhibitor activity
Source: RefSeq, a predicted model, not a curated record